UACGUAUUAUUUAGCAAUACUUGCUAUUACAUAUGAUUGCUAUUUGUGAGCUAUAAAAUUAGCAUGCUCGCCUCCUUUCUUUUACCACAGAAUCAAACAUGAGUGACAUUGGAAGAAAGAACCUUAGCGACAAGAUCACCGAGAGCGUGAAGCCAGACUCUGAGAAGAGUGCUUACGAGAAAACCAAGGAGCAAGUCACAGAUCAGGCAGACAAACUUGCCUCGAAGGUGACGCCAGACAACCAAAAGUCUUUCACACAGACAUUGGGCGACAAGGCUCAGUCGGGCUCUGACAAAGCCAAGUCCGAAGCCAACCAGAACCAAAGCAGCCUGGCCGACACUGCCAACCAAUAUUUGGAUGCCGGUAAGGAGAAGCUGAACGAGGCCGUCGAGUACGUCUCCGGUGCUCUUUCUGGUGCCAAGGAGGGUGCUGACUCCACCAAGAAAUAAGCUCUUUGGGAAAAUUUGUACUGCUAUUAAAUAAAUAAGAGAUUUAGUUGUUUAGAGCAUCCCAUCG
This is a messenger RNA of Ogataea polymorpha, 516 nucleotides long. RefSeq lists its product as uncharacterized. The record is from RefSeq and is a predicted model, not a curated record. The transcript has a single exon. Bases 99 to 449 code for a protein of 116 amino acids. Lineage: Eukaryota; Fungi; Ascomycota; Pichiomycetes; Pichiales; Pichiaceae.